AUGAACUAUUUCAUUGGGAUAUUUAUUUAUUUACUCUUUCUAUUCAAUAAAUCUUCUGGAGACGAUCAUGUCUUGGUAUUGAACGAUCCAUCAUUUGUACAUAACGGUGCGUACGAAAUCGUUUCGGCAAACACACGCGACAAACGUGAUCAAUCAUCAUGGUUUUUUCCUGAAAUUGAUAAAGACCUAGUCUCAUGUGGAAGGAACAUCUACGUCAAACUGUUCACCUGUUCGAACUUACGAGAUUGCAGGGAUUUCUCGUCCUGUUUGGAUUCACUUCGUUGUCCGCUAAAUGUGAAAUCGAAUGGAGCUUUAAUUCUCAAUCUGCUCCGUUUACUUGGAAUGGACAAAUGUACUACCGACGGACAAGACCUUUUAUGUCCACAUGAGAAACGAUUAGUCAUCCUGAAACGAAUAUUUGCUUAUUGGUCUCAUAAUAAAGAUAAUGAGUAUUGCCGUACGAUCUCUGACUUUACAAAUGAAAUCAAGAAAGAAGUACAAGAUCAAUGUCCAUUGAACCUACGACAAGUUGAAGCAUUACUUGAGAAUUACGCGUGUUUACCAUUAAAAGAUGCACUGGCCAGUUUGAGUAGUACAACACCUGCCCAUAUCCUCCCAACAAUUCACGAUGCAUUAACAACGGGAGGAACAGUUUUAUCAUCACAAUUUGCUUAUGUUGACGAAGAUAACGAUCUGAAAUUUGUUGAAUCCGAUAACAAACUUUACAAUACAACUGAACAAAACGUUUUCGUUAAUGACCAUCAAUAUUACAACGUCUCAUAUAUUAUUCCGAAAUCUCAAGGCGGAGCGAUCAAUUUCAUUCAUGACAGUUCUCAAUUUGCUCGGAUUCACGCUCUAGCAAAUCGUCAUCGCUCAGCAUUUGGUAUUCAUUUAAAAUUCGGUUUUCCGUUUUACGGCCAUACAAUUCAUAAAAUUCUCGUAGCAACCGGAGGUUUUAUCUAUACGGGCGAUUUACUGCAUUCGGCUAUGAUUGGAAGUACCCAAUAUAUUGCACCAUUUAUGGCGAAUUUCGAUGCAUCGAUUGGUGGAAAUCAAUCGCAUAUUAGUUAUUACGAUAAUGGAACACAUUUUAUUUGUACAUGGAAUGAACUUUUUCUACAAGAUCAACAAGAUGCUGGUCCAUUUACAUUUCAGGCUGUUUUACAAAAUAAUGGAAAUAUUUACUUUAACUAUUUAAAAAUACCGAAAGUGAAAGUGUCCAGUGCCAAUCAUGCACACCGUAUCGGUGUAUCAGAUGCAUAUUUAUCCCAACACGCGACGAAAGAACAUAUUGUUCGAGUUAUAACACUGUACGAUAAAAUCAAUUUGGAUAAAGAGAAAAUUCACAGUGGAGUAUCAGUGCUUUUGGAUAUGGAUCAGACUUGUAACACAUUUACGGAUUGUACAUCAUGUCUGGCCAAUCGUGGCAAACGAUACAAUUGUUCUUGGUGCGAUGAUAUGCAAAAAUGUUCGAAUGGGUUCGAUCGCUCUCGUCAACAAUGGAUUCGAUCACAGUGUCAUCGACUAGCUUUGGAAGAUACUUGUUCGAAUAAUCUCGAGGAUGCUUAUGACGAUACUAGCUUUCCAUCGACAACUUCGGCACUGUCGGUAGCUCACUAUGAACGACAAAAACAAUAUUCACAUCCGUCUCCUCCAAUUUAUUCAACAUUUCGUACCAUUAUCGUCACUUUGUUAAUGUCAGUUCUCAUUCUGUCUCUUGUCGCACUUGGAGUUACAUAUGUAUAUGCCUAUCGUAAUCCAACGUCACCAGCUGGCAUGUGGCUUCUUGAACAUCGUCCAUCGAUGUAUUUCGACAGACUGAAACGUUUCACUGGUUCGACUUGA
Molecule: messenger RNA, 1845 nt
Organism: Adineta ricciae
Lineage: Eukaryota; Metazoa; Rotifera; Eurotatoria; Adinetida; Adinetidae
Source: the annotation of a GenBank genome assembly